AAAGCCACGAUCCGGGAGGAACGACGAUGACCCUCGGCGCUCUUCGUGCGCUUGUUGUGGUUGCUGCCGCAGUACCAUCAGCGCUGAGAGCUUCUGGUUUAGUUCCGCAAGACAACGAAUGCUUCGAAUGCAUUGUGAAGGACCUUCACCUAGAGAAGUUUGUCGACGUCAAGAGUCUUGCAGAGAUGUCCCAGUCCGAAAUUGCUGAGAUAAUAUUGGAGAAUCUAUUGUGCGACCGCUGCUGGCCAAUUCGGAAGCAAGACUUGCCUGCAAUUUAUGGCUGCAUACCUUGGGUAUCACCCUUGAAGAACGACUGUGACUUCAUUCUACCUGAAACCAUCAACGAUACUCCCGAAGGCUUCAACGGUGCCGGAAUUCGACAUUAA
Rhipicephalus sanguineus (brown dog tick) is the source of this 386-nucleotide messenger RNA. RefSeq lists its product as uncharacterized. Lineage: Eukaryota; Metazoa; Arthropoda; Arachnida; Ixodida; Ixodidae. The record is from RefSeq and is a predicted model, not a curated record. The transcript has 4 exons. The coding region runs from base 27 to 386 and encodes 119 amino acids.